Molecule: messenger RNA, 3721 nt
Organism: Pygocentrus nattereri (red-bellied piranha)
Lineage: Eukaryota; Metazoa; Chordata; Actinopteri; Characiformes; Serrasalmidae
Gene: phka1b
Product: phosphorylase kinase, alpha 1b (muscle)
Exons: 32
Coding region: 1-3540 (1179 amino acids)
Biological process (GO): glycogen metabolic process
Cellular component (GO): phosphorylase kinase complex
Molecular function (GO): calmodulin binding
Source: RefSeq, a predicted model, not a curated record
AUGAGAAGUCGUAGUAAUUCAGGAGUCAAACUCGACAAUUAUGCACGAAUGGUCCAACAAACAAUCCUGUGUCACCAGGAUCCGGUGACAGGCUUAAUUUCAGAAAGCGGUGAUGUCCCUCAUGCCUGGGUCCGAGACAACGUGUACAGCAUCCUGUCUGUGUGGGGUCUGAGUCUAGCAUACAGGAAGAAUGCUGACCGCGAUGAGGACAAGGCCAAAGCAUACGAGCUGGAGCAGAAUGUGGUUAAGCUCAUGCGAGGAUUGCUGCAGUGUAUGAUGAGGCAGCUGGACAAAGUGGAAAAAUUCAAAUACAGUAAGAGCACCACAGACUGUCUGCAUGCCAAAUACCACACGGGAAGCUGCGCUACUGUGGUUGGUGACGAUGAGUGGGGUCAUCUACAGGUGGACGCUACGUCCAUCUUCCUUCUCUUCCUUGCUGAAAUGACGGCUUCAGGGCUGCACAUUGUGUACACUCUUGACGAGGUGGACGUUGUCCAAAAUCUUAUGUUCUACAUUGAAUCAGCGUACAAAGUAGCGGAUUUUGGAAUGUGGGAACGAGGAGACAAGACAAAUCAGGGCAUCCCUGAAAUCAACGUCAGCUCUAUUGGAAUGGCAAAGGCAGCUCUGGAAGCGUUGGAUGGACUGAACCUCUUUGGUGCCAAAGGUGGCCCAGAGUCUGUAGUUCAUGCUUUAGCUGAUGACAUUCAGCGUUGCCAAUCUAUCCUCAGCUCCAUGCUGCCCAGGGCCUCCACAUCCAAAGAGGUGGAUGCUGGAACCCUGUCUGUCAUCUCCUACCCAGCUUUUGCAGUCGAGCACAUUGACAUUGUUAACAUUACUAAGGAGGAGAUCAUCUCAAAACUGCAGGGCAGAUAUGGAUGCUGCCGUUUUCUCAGAGAUGGCCACAAAACUCCCAAAGAGGACCCCAAUCGUUUAUACUACGAGUCCUCAGAGCUGAUGCUUUUUGAAAACAUUGAGUGUGAAUGGCCAUUGUUCUGGACGUAUCUCAUCUUGGACGGAAUUUUCAUCAAAAGUCCUGAACAGGUACAAGAAUACAGAGAUGCUUUAGAUUCCAUUCUGAUUAAAGGUAAAGAUGGACUGCGUCUCAUUCCUGAGCUUUACAGUGUACCUCCAGAUAAGGUGGAUGAAGAAUAUAACAAUCCCCACACUGUGGAACGAGUGCCAUUAGGCAAGUGCCCAAUGAAGUGGGGCCAGUCUCUGUACUUAUUGGGUAACUUGUUGGCAGAGGGAUUUUUAGCCCCUGGAGAGGUCGAUCCACUCAAUAGACACCUCUCUACUACGCCUAAGCCUGAUGUUGUGGUUCAGGUGUCUAUCUUGGCAGAGACAGAUGAAAUCAAACAGCUCCUGCACAAGCAUGGCAUCUCUUCUGAAACCCUGGAAGACAUCCAUCCCAUCAGAGUCCAGCCUUCUAGAAUUCUUAGUCACAUCUAUGCCAGACUUGGACGUAAUCAGCGACUAGGAUUGACUGGGAGGCCAUAUCGCCACAUUGGUGUGCUGGGGACGUCCAAGUUCUACUUCAUACGGAACACCAUCUUUUCUUUUACCCCUCAAUUCAUAGAUCCCCAGCAUUUUUACCUGGCUCUGGAUAAUAAGAUGAUUGUAGAGAUGCUUCGUAUCGACAUCUCCUACCUGUGCUCGCGCUGGAGAAUGACCGGCAGACCUACUGUCACUUUCCCAAUCUCACAGAGCAUGCUGACUGAUGACCACAAAGACAUUGACCCUGCCAUACUGGCUGCCCUGAAAAAGUUACAAGACGGCUACUACGCAGGAGCAAGGGUGAAGACUGGGAAGCUGGCAUCAUUUCUGGAUACAUCCUGCUGUGCUCACCUUACGUUCAUGGACUGUGAGGUAGAUUACCUGGCAGAGUAUCUGGACCAGCUGUUUGCCGUUCCCCAGCAGACUUCCGUCCGUGCCAUUAAAGGAGGCCUGAAUCGCUUCAGGGCUGUUGCCAAAAAGACUCGGGAGAUGGUAUCUCUGGUGAACAAAGCCAGAGUGCUGGACAUACAUAAUGUGCACAUGUAUCUCCCCAUUAAACUGUUUCGCGAACCACCACCAGUCCUCCAUUUCGAUGAAAGCCAGAUUCUUCAGAACGGAGUUUCCACUUCACUAAACCUGCCCAGAAAUGUGGAUGGAGGGAUUGACUAUCCAGCGCUGGUACAGAUGUUGAAAAAAUGCCGAAGCCUGCAAGAUCAGGCCGACAUCCUCUACAUCUUUUAUAACGACAAAGGCAUGGAGUGGGACACCAGACUGCAUGGGAAAGGCUGGAAGGUGAAAAGACUUCUAAGUGAGCUGUAUGAGAAGGCAGGAAGGCUGAAGCACUGGGGUCUCAUUCGGAUGGUGUGUGGUAUGCUCCACAGGAAAGUGGAAGAACUGGAUGAGGCUUGUACAGACCUCCUGGCUCAUCAGAAGCACCUGACAGUUGGUCUUCCUCCAGAACCACGAGAGAAAACUAUUUCAGCCCCGCUUCCUCCAGACAAGCUUGCCAGGCUUAUUGAUGAGGCUAGUGAAACCAACCUCACCAUUGCUAUCCUCACUCAGGAGAUAAUGGUCUUCCUGGCCAUGAGCAUGCGCACCCAGCCAAAACUUUUUAGUGAAAUGUUCCGCAUCCGCAUCGGACUCAUUAUCCAGGUCAUGGUCACUGAAUUGGCACAGUCCCUUAAAUGCUCUGGUGAAGAGGCCACAGAGAGUCUAAUGAACCUGAGCCCAUCUGAAUUCAACAACCUUCUCCUCCACAUCCUCAGCGGCAAGGAGUUCAGAGUACAGAGCAGUGUGCGCUCAGCUGGAAAUGUCGUAACUCCAGUUAUCUCCAUACACGACAAGAUCAAAUCUGGUUCUGCUAAAGAUCAGAUAACAAGUGUCAGUAAGCCAAAGCAUCACAUCAAGCUGCCCUUAUCAGUGCAUUCCUUGGAUCUUGAUAAUAUUGAGUCAGGGAGGUACAGACUACCAAGCAUUGAGCCAUUUCAAAGUUCAGCAGGAGUUACAAUGGUCCGUGACAGCAGACAAGGACAGUGGCUUCGCCGUAGACGUCUGGAUGGAGCUCUCAACAAAGUGCCUGUUGGUUUCUACCAAAAAGUCUGGAAGCUUUUGCAGAAGUGUCAUGGACUCUCCAUUGAGGGCUGUGUCCUUCCAUCAUCCACUACAAAAGAGAUGACUCCAGGUGAGAUAAAGUUUGCGGUGCAUGUGGAGACAGUUCUGAACCGUGUUCCACAGCCAGAGUACAGGCAGCUGCUAGUAGAGGCCAUUUUGGUGCUGACCAUGCUUGCUGAGGUGGACAUUCAGAGUGCUGGAGGAAUCAUUCAAGUGGACAAGAUUGUACAAAUGGCCAGCAACAUGUUCUACAAAGACCAGAAGGACCUAGGAGCAGAUGACAGUCUUCUGGAGAAAGAUCAGUCCAACGGCAUCUGCAGGUUACUUUACGACUGUGCACCCAGCGGCCGUUUUGGGAGCAUGACCUACCUGUCUAAAGCUGUAGCCACUUAUGUUGAAGAUUUCUUACCAAGUGGGGCCUGUGCUCUUCAGUGAAGUACAAAGUUUAAGAAGAAUUAUUCUGUUUAUGCUUGCAAAAGCAAGGGGCUGAGACUGCAGGAACAAAAUAUCACAUAAUAAAGUUGCUGAAUAAUGAAACUGUCAGAUAAAUUCAUGGAUCUACAGUCUAAAGGUGAGGCAAUGUAGUUCUUAAAUACAGAUGCUUGGAAAAUUUUGA